AUAUAAGACCUGGACUUUUUCUUGCGUAUAUCCUUGAUCUGGUCUCUAAGAACGAUGUUGUGAUAUUGAGGACUCUCGUUGCGAUCUACAGAAGUCCAAGACAUUGAGUAUUUGCCGAACGUUUUCCAGUAUUUUCUAGCAGCACAGUUCCAACGAAAAACUUUUACGUCGUACAGUUUCACUGGUUUCACUUCCGGAUUCAAUUUUUGCCCCCAGAAAAAGAUGUUUUCUGACAGCAAGCUUUGAUUUCUGGUGAAUACAACAUCGGAAAACUUUACUGGGCAAACUAGCCACCAUGUCAGGAACUCCGUCCCCCAAAGGCUCCCUCGCCACGUCCCAGCGGUCGGCAGGAAGCGGUCAGUCAUCCUCGUCGGACUUCGAGAUCCUGUCCCGACCCCCCUCCUACCAGAACGGCACCGAGACCCCCCACGGAGGAGAGGUGGGGGUCCCCUCGGAGUUCUCACUGAAUGCUGCAGAGAUGCAGUCUUACAUGACGGAGCUGCUGAAGGAUAACAACAGUCUCAGAGACACAAUCAGACAGAACAAUGAGGACAUGAGGCAGAAGAUUAAGGACCUGGAGGUGUGGAAGGACAGACAGAAGCAGAACCAGACGCUGAUCGUCGGGAAGUUCACGGAGGCCAGGGAGAAGGUCAUGACCUUGAGGAAGGAGAACUCCAGACUGAAGGACGAGGUGGCGAAACUACAGAAGACUGGAGAUGGGGAGGUCACACAGGGACAGGGAGAAGCCGGCCUGUCAGAAGUAGUUUCCAAGUUGAAAGAAGAGAAGACCCAGCUGGAGACAGACAAGGAGAAGCUGACCAGGACGAUACAGAUGCUGACUGGGGAGAUCGGGAAACUGCAGUUCAAACUGGAGGAGAAGCAAACAGACAAGGAGGUGAAGGUUCAGAGUCCACCGUCCCAGGGGUCAGACCCGAGUGCAGCAGUUACAUCAUCUGAACAGGACAACCAGUCGAGACUUGAGGCUGAAGUUGCUCAGCUGAAGUCUGAGAUGAAGAAUCUGAAGCAGGCGAACGAGAGACUCCAGCUGGAGAAGGCAGACCUGGUGGCCAUGAACAAUGAGAUGCAGGCCAGCCUGGAGCUGUACAAGGCUGGUACGCCCCCCUCCCCCCAAACGACCCCCACAGGUUCCUUUGUGAAGGUCGAGGCAGAGGUGAAACAGCCGCCACAGAUGCAGGCAGGAGCAGAGGCAGCAGAAGGUACUUUCAUAUUAGAUGACCGCACAGUGAGUAUUGAGGAGAGACUGUCAGUCCAUCCAGAGGAACAGAGAGUGAGAUACGAGGACACCAUUGCUCAGUUCACAGCAGUCGCACGGCAGAUCUCAGAGGCAGAGCAUCACAAGAAGAAGACAGAAACAACCGUUCACGACCUGCUUAUCCAACUACAGGAGGAGAGAACGCGCGGGCUGGACAUUGCAGGACAGCUGGAGACAGCCAGGAAGGACAGGGAGGAGCUGGAGGUCAAGGUGCACGACCUUGGGGAACAGCUGAGACAGCACAGCGCUGACAAGGACAGCACGGUUGAGCAGAUGAAACAGCAGCACCAGAGUGAGGUGGAUAACCUGAUGCAGCAGCUGGACAGCAUGAAGGUGGCGCUGGAGGCGGCGCGCACACCUGGUCAGCAGGUGCAGGUGGGGGAGGACAUCCAGGUGCUGAAGUCGCAGGUGCUGUCUCUGGUGGCCGAGCUGAGGGAGACGGAGCGCAAACUGCACGCAGCGACACAGCACGUGGGCAGCUACAAGGACAGGUCGUUGACCCUUGAGCAGAAGCUGACGAUGCUGCAGGAUGAGAUGGAUGACCAGCGUCGCCGUGACGAUGCUUUGAUUGACGGGCUGAGGAUGGAGCUGGGGAACAUGGAGGGUGCACUCAACAUGGAGCGGCAGGCAGCACACAUGGACAAGCGCACGAUGGCAGAGCUGAGGAAUCGGUACGAGAUCCUGUUCCAGGAUUAUGACGAACUUCUGAAGAUCAACACAGAACUGCAGGCCAAGACUACACAGCUGCAGACAGCCCCACCUGGCCAGGUGCGUGAGAUGAGAGAACAGGUGGAUAACCUGACGGCACAGGUGAUAUCAGCUGAAGACGCGCUCCGAGACCGGGAGGAGAAACUCAAACGUCUGACGCAGGAGAUCGGCCAGAUGCGGAAGGACAUGGAGGAGGUGCCAGUACUCAAGGCACAGGCUGAUGUAUUCAGGCAAGAUUUUGAAGCUGAGAGAGAGGCGAGACAGAAGGCUCACGGGGACAUGCAGACCCUGGAGCAGCAGAACCAGGAACUGCAGCUGGAGAAUCAACAGCUCAGGGACGAAAUGGAAGUUUACACCAGGAAUGCCCUAGGUGAGAUGCAGCGUCGCCAUGUGGGAGCCCCGCCCAGUCCCCCCGGCAACGCGAUGCCACGCCCUAACAACCCACCCCCCAUGGAGUACGCCGGGAACUAUGGGUACCCGCGGGGCUACCCGUACCCCGGGCCGCACGAGGACUUCUACUACGACGCUCAGGUGGGGAACAACGACCCCCUUCAGCCAGUCAACAUGGCACAGCCCAGGGUGCAGAACCUGCAAGUACAUGCUCCACAGGUUGUCCAGAGACCAGCCUCCCCAGACACAGAAGAGAAAAGCUGUCCCAAGUGUAACAACGUGUUCCCAGACCUGGACACACUACAGAUACAUGUCAUGGAGUGUCUGGAUAACUGAGG
Messenger RNA from Branchiostoma belcheri (Belcher's lancelet), 2709 nucleotides. RefSeq names its product optineurin-like. Gene Ontology annotation, molecular function: K63-linked polyubiquitin modification-dependent protein binding. Gene Ontology annotation, biological process: regulation of canonical NF-kappaB signal transduction. The record is from RefSeq and is a predicted model, not a curated record. Gene Ontology annotation, cellular component: cytoplasm; nucleus. Bases 296 to 2707 code for a protein of 803 amino acids. NCBI's taxonomy places the organism in Eukaryota, Metazoa, Chordata, Leptocardii, Amphioxiformes, Branchiostomatidae. The transcript is spliced from 17 exons.